Messenger RNA from Paramecium sonneborni, 430 nucleotides. Lineage: Eukaryota; Ciliophora; Oligohymenophorea; Peniculida; Parameciidae. The record is from the annotation of a GenBank genome assembly.
AAAAAAUGGCUAUUAAUAAUGGCAUGGUCGUUCAUUUUAGAGUCAACUGUGAAUUUGUAUUUUAAGGGUAUUGAUAAUGAUAAGUAUAAGAUGGUCUACAACAGCUGAUGAAACAGGAUUAUUUUUUUUUGGAUGUCUUAUUGUAAUGUUUUAUUGUAUGCUUCAUAUGAAUCUGUAUACAGUUAAAUUAAUUUUACCAAAAAAGUAAAAAAGUAUCUAAAAUUGAAGUUUGAUUGUUGAUAUUAGUUGGUAUUUAGUUUAUGCAAUGUCUGGUAUAAUGGUGAUGUAAUUGAUAAUGACAAUGAAUGGAUGGGUGAAUGUAGCAGUUGUUUUAGGAUGCACAAUAGGAUAUUCAAUAUAGGAAUCUUGGUCAUAAAUUUAUGAAAAAGAAAAUUAAGCUCCUCCUGGAGGUUGUGAAUUUUGUAAUUGA